GGUUCCCGAAAUAGUAGUUGCGUAAAGAUUCGUCAAAUAUGCAGUGCAGUAACAGCAGUUUGAAAGGGAAACGAUCAGAGCCCCGUCGGAGAUACGAUUACGAUCGCUUGUUGAAUUCACAUCCACCACUGUUCCGAUGGCUACAAACAACUCAGAGGCUCAAGGAUCGUCGGCUCCGGUUAAACCAGCUCUUCGAAAGCCGGUGUUUACUAAGGUCGACAACCUUAAACCGGGAACUACAGGUCUGACACUCGUUGCCAAGGUGCUUAGCUCCGAAAUUGUGUUGCAGAAGGGACGUGCUGUGUCUCCUAAUCUCCGUAAUGUUCGCAUUGCUGAAUGUCUCGUCGGUGAUGAAACCGGAACCAUUCUCUUCACUGCUCGCAACGAUCAAGUUGAUCUUAUGAAACCUGGUGCUGGUGUCAUCAUUCGAAAUGGAAAGAUUGACAUGUUCAAGGGGUCGAUGAGGCUUGCUGUUGACAGGUGGGGUCGUAUUGAGGUAACUGAUCCUGUCACAUUUGAAGUUAAAGAGGACAACAAUCUUUCUCUUGUGGAGUAUGAGCUUGUAAGUGUUGCCGAAUAGGUAACCCAUCUUUCUUAUGCUUAAUUAUGCUGAUAGCCUGAUAUACUACGGGUAUGGAUCAGAAUAGAAACAUGGAUCUCUCCGCUUUAUUAUCAAAAACAUAUUACUAUGGUGGGAUCUUGAUUGGGGGAAUGUUUUGGCUAUUCUGUUUAUACAUAUAUCAUAUAACUAUUAGAUCUUCA
This is a messenger RNA of Lactuca sativa (garden lettuce), 762 nucleotides long. RefSeq lists its product as uncharacterized. NCBI's taxonomy places the organism in Eukaryota, Viridiplantae, Streptophyta, Magnoliopsida, Asterales, Asteraceae. The record is from RefSeq and is a predicted model, not a curated record.